CACACUUUAUUUUUAUCCUUGUCCCCCCUCCUUCUUUGUCACUGGGGACCCCCCCCCAAAUAAAAAAAAAAUAAAAUAAAAUUGUGGGGAUGCCUCGUCGCAAGCAGCAGCAGCCGCAGCAGCUCCUGGGCUCCGAUCAAGGCUCCCCCGGCGCCGCCGCCGCCUCCUCUUCCCCCCGCGAAGGUCCCGUCGCCCCAUCUUCCUCCUCUUCUUCCUCUUCCUCUUCCUCCCCGCCGGGCAUGGAUGCCGAAGCGGAUCCCCAACCCUUUGGGGGUCCCCCUCAAUCUGGGGGGGCCCCCCUCAACCUCCCCUUGAUCCUGGAGGAACUCCGGGUCCUCCAACAACGCCAACUCCACCAGAUGCAGAUGACGGAAGAGAUUUGCCGCCAAGUUUUACUUUUGGGGACCCUGGAGCACCCCAAAACCUCGCUACCCCCUUUCGCCCCCAAAAACGACCCCCCAAAACCUCAUUUUUUCCAUCUUUUCCCUCCUUUCCCCACCGCCACGCGUGGAAUCAAAACCGAAACCCGUUCCGGCGUCGGCGUCGCCGCCGGCGUCGCCGCUUUCCUCCCGGCUUUGGCCGGCGGAUCUUCUCCGGGUCUUUUACGCCCCAAAAAUAUCGGGGGGGAUCCGGGGACCCCCCGACACGAAUGCGGUUUUUGCGGCAAAGCUUUCGGUAGCGACAGCGCCCGGCAAAUCCAUCUCCGGUCCCACACCGGCGAACGGCCGUACAAAUGUAACGUCUGCGGUAACCGGUUCACCACCCGCGGUAAUUUGAAGGUUCAUUUCCACCGGCACCGCGAGAAGUACCCCCACGUCCAGAUGAACCCCCAUCCCGUACCCCAACAUCUCGAUUACCUCCUCCCGGCGCCAGCGGCCGGCCAACACCUCACCAGCUCCGCCCAACAUCUCGCUGGCGCCUCCCAACCGCUCGCCGGGGCCGCCCAACAUCUCGCCGCGGUCAACCAAGUCAACGCAACCGCCCAACCUGUCACCGGGGCCGCCCAACAUGUCGCGGGGGCCACCCAACACGUCACCGGGGCCGCCCAACAUCUCGCCGCGGUCAACCAAGUCAACGCGACCGCCCAACCACUCGCCGGGGCUGCCCAACACGUCACCGGGACCGCCCAACAGCUCGCCGCGGCCAACCAAGUCAACGUGACCGCCCAACACGUCGCCGGGGCCACCCAACACGUCACCGGGACCGCCCAACAGCUCGCUGCGGCCAACCAAGUCAACGCGACCGCCCAACCUGUCAACGCCGCCGGUCAGCACCUCACCGGGGCCACCCAACACCUCACCGGGGCCACCCAAGUCAACGCGACCGGCCAACCGGCCAACGCGGCCGCCCAACAUCUCGCCACGGCUGCCCAACCGCUCAACACUGCCGCCCAACACCUCGCCGGCACCACCCAACUGAACGUAGCCACCCACCUUCUCACCGGGGCCACCCAACACCUCGCCGCGCCCGCCCAACACCUCACCGCCUUCCACAAGCUCCUCCUCUUGAAGACCACCGACGGAAGGUCCAAGGGCGGGGACGAAAACACCCCUCCCGGCAAACCACCCGGUUGGGCGCUCUUGACCGGUCGUUUUAAGGGUUCCCCGCUUUUUUUGGAGACCCCGCCUUCGGAAACGUCGAAACUUCAACAACUGGUGGAAAAAAUCGACCCCCCGAACCCUCCGUCGUCAUCGUCGUCGUCGUCAUCAUCGUCGUCGUCGUCGCCGGAUCCGCCGCGUCAUCAGUGCCCGCUUUGCCGGCGGGUGUUGAGUUGCCCGCGCGCUCUACGGUUGCAUUUUGGCCAACACGGCAUAAAUUCGGGGGGUUUUUUUUUGGGGGGCGUGGAACGCCCCUUUCGGUGUAAAGUUUGCGGGCGUUGCUUCACCACCCGCGGGAAUUUGCGGGCGCAUUUCGGGGGUCACCGGGGGGGUCCCCCGAAUUCUUGCCCGCUCUGUCAGAAGAAGUUCACCAACGCCGUCAACCUCCAACAUCAUGUCCGGCUUCAUUUAGGGGGUCAGCUAACGAACGGCGGGUUUCCCGCUCAGGUAACGGGGGGAACCCCCCGAAAUGAGACUCGGGAUCAAUUAGUGGGGAACAAGGAAAUAGGGGGGACCCCAAAAAUAACGGGGAACCCCCCGGAAGAGGAAAUAUCGGAAGAGGAGGAAGAGGAAGGGGAAGAGGAGGAAGGAUCGGCGGGGGGGUGCAGCCCGAAGAGGGAUCUGCCGAGCGAGGAAGAGGAAGAGGAAGGGGGAAGGAGGGGAGGGCAGCCCCCCGAAAAGGGGGGGGACCCCGAAACGGAGGAGGAAGGAGGAGGAGGAGGAAGGGAGGAAGGCAAGGACACGGACGAGGGGGCGAGGAAGCAGGUCCCCCCAAAAUGGAGCCCACCCCCCUCAGCCAGUAUCAAACCCCCCCAAAUCCCGCGGGGGGUUGGUAAAGGGGGUGCCUUGGCUUUCUGGAACCGGUACCCCCCUUUAUUUUCCGGGCCCCCCCCAAAAAAUAAACGGGGGGACCCCAAAAACACACCGACCCCCCCGCUCCGCAACGACCCAAGAAGAAGGGGGGGAUGCUGCCGACGGCGAGGGGGACCCCGAAAAACAGGGGGAGGCGGAGAAGUAGUUUAAUUAGUUGAGGGGGAGGGGGAAAUUGGGGGGGGGGGAACGACACACACCCCAAAACCAGCCCCCCCUGUACCCCUAAACACCCCCCCAGACCCCCCAAAAAUCGUGCCUCUCCCAGUAGCGUAGGCCUAUUAAAGCCGUUUGCUGACCCCCCC
Grus americana (Whooping crane) is the source of this 2773-nucleotide messenger RNA. RefSeq names its product spalt like transcription factor 2 (gene SALL2). Gene Ontology annotation, cellular component: nucleus. The coding region runs from base 90 to 2621 and encodes 843 amino acids. Gene Ontology annotation, biological process: regulation of transcription by RNA polymerase II. The transcript has 3 exons. Gene Ontology annotation, molecular function: DNA-binding transcription factor activity, RNA polymerase II-specific; RNA polymerase II cis-regulatory region sequence-specific DNA binding. Lineage: Eukaryota; Metazoa; Chordata; Aves; Gruiformes; Gruidae. The record is from RefSeq and is a predicted model, not a curated record.